Molecule: messenger RNA, 1920 nt
Organism: Capronia coronata CBS 617.96
Lineage: Eukaryota; Fungi; Ascomycota; Eurotiomycetes; Chaetothyriales; Herpotrichiellaceae
Exons: 1
Coding region: 1-1920 (639 amino acids)
Source: RefSeq, a predicted model, not a curated record
AUGUCCAAGGAUAAACCUUCGCCUAAUCAGCCGGCGCCGUUUCGAGGCGAGUUUUCUUUUGUCAACAAAGAUGCCGGCAACAUCGACUCCAAGGACCACAGCGCCGCCGUCUCCUGGCAUGUCAUGAAUCGCUAUGAGCGAUGGAAGAAACAGGAGCAGGCCAGAAGGCUGCGAGCCUCCGCCAACGUACCUGUCGGGCCUCUGUCGGCUCCGCCGGUACAACAGCAGAACACCCUACCUCAAAGGUCGCAGCAGCAGUCAGUACGUCGAGUUCCUUACGAGAUCCCCAGGAGGACCAGUUUCGGAGAUGCCGCGCAAAGCACGGCUGCUGCAUCAAUGAUCACUCCAUUUGGGUUCGAUCCGUGGUUGACCGAGCAGCCACUCCAGCUUGGCUACCCUGGCGUCAGCGUUGGUCAGGCGUCGGGCAGCGGCAAUGCGACUUCUUCGAAUUCGACGUCGUCGACUCGAUCGGCUGUCUUUGAGGAUGACCCGACCUCCUUGCUCAGCAGUAUCAAUACACCACUGGAUUUUACUGACGAGUCCUUUGGUCCUUCUGCCUCAUCCAUGGCGCCACUCAUGGAUAGUUUGCUCAGUUUCGCAUACGAUGUUUUCAUUCCUCAGAACUGGCCCAAGGAAUCGGAUAGAGCGCAAGGAUCCUACGAAAUAGCCCGGUGCUGGGAUGACAUUGCGAAUAUGAGUCAAGAUAACUGCUACGCCAAUGCAUAUUUGAGCCUACUGACGGCAGCCCUGGCCGCCGUAUCCGAUAACUAUAGUCUCGCCUAUCAGUCACGGUUUUUCCAAGGCCAAGCUAUGACCGAGCUGAGGCAGCGAGUGGCAGGACCGGGGCCUCAAGACUUGAACACACUUCAGGCCAUUCUCAAGCUUUUCUCCUCGGAGACUAUCGUUGACAAUACAUCUGUGGCGCGCGCACACCUGAAAAUGCUGCGAAAAUUGGUCACCGCAGCCGGUGGCAUCAUUCUGACACAUGCGUGGUUUCGGGAAGAUCUCCUCUCGUGCGACUGCUAUUUUGCCUUGAAAUAUGAAACUCGACCCCUCUUCCCUGCUCAGGAAUGGACACCCGGUGGACUCAGCGAGCCAUGGAAGGCGCGCUUGCUGUCAGCCGGCAUUGUUGGAGAUCAUGCAGCCGGGAUCGAUUCACUUAUCGAGCAGCCUGUGAUGAAGGCGGUAGUGACCGACUUACGUGAACUAUUCAAAGUUGACGAGUAUAUUCAGAGUCACGAUGUCCCCAUGGAAGAUCAGCUGCUCCGUUGGCGACAGUUGCGCAAGUUCGACUGCAUAUCGAGGAUCGCAGACCAAUCCGUCAAUCUCUCAAUAUAUCCUCACCUAUUUCAGAGACCGCAUGCACAAGCUUACGUGUGCCUAGCCACGGCGCUGAUGGCGAACAUGGUGUUGGGCUCGCCCGAGCCCGUCCGGUUUGGUCUCAAACUCAUCGGCCAACUCCGCAAGAAGCUGGAAGAAAGUGACGCCCAGGGCGACAAUGGCCACUACACCCGACUGCGCUUGUGGGCCCUAUACGUAGGGUCGCUAGCGGGAAAGGUGCAUCCAGUGGACACCGAGGACAAGGUAUGGUUCGAAGCCAGAUAUCAGCAUCAGGCGGCAGAGAUGGGUGUUGCAGGCUGGCAGGACGUCAGGAAGGUCGUGAGGCAUUUCCUCUAUUCGGAGAAACUACAUCAGGAGAUAGCCUCGGGACGAGCGCACCGGACGAGUGACUUGUUCAAGGGACUGUACUCACCGACUGGCUGCAGCUGGCGAGAACCUGUGUCUGACGCCAAUGUUGACCUCAUGCCUGUCGAGUUAGCAUCUGGAGGGGAGUCCGGCGAGCUUGGCUCUUUUUCUUCGGAUGCAGCUGGCAGGCACAAAGCUUUUGUAGGUGAAGGUAGCGGAGGUGGAAACCAGUAA